Messenger RNA from Balearica regulorum gibbericeps (East African grey crowned-crane), 1373 nucleotides. NCBI's taxonomy places the organism in Eukaryota, Metazoa, Chordata, Aves, Gruiformes, Gruidae. The record is from RefSeq and is a predicted model, not a curated record.
UUGUAGUCGUCGCUUACAGACUCUAUCAGGAGACAGAUGAAGUUAACAGCUCAGUAUGCACUAGGGUGUAGGGAGUGGCUUACACAAACAACAGGAUCUGGGAUACAGCCGAAUACAUUACACCAACGCAGUAAACUCUUUUUGUGAUGACCAACGUCAUUAAGACAGAGAAUCAGCUUGAGCAGAGGUUCCCUGAGUAUCCCUUCUCCAAAGCCAUCUGCUCUUCAGACAAAUCCUGUGAAAAAGGGAGUGUCAUCCACAGUCAUAAAAUUCAAACAGGAGGAUGUGUGAAUUAUAAUGCAACUGUUAAAACCUGUGAGGUCAGGGCAUGGUGCCCUGUGGAACCCAUGGAAAACUCCCCUAGGCCUGCUGUUCUGAGGAGUUCUGAAGACUUCACUGUGCUAAUAAAGAACAACAUUCACUUCCCAAAAUUUAAUUACCCCAUACUAAAUAUUCCACCAAAUUUAAAUAGUUCCUGCACAUACAAUACUUCCCCGCUCUGUCCAAUUUUCUGUCUGGGAGAUAUCCUUCAGGAAGCAAAAGAGAAUUUUUCUGAGGUGGCAGUAAAGGGAGGAAUCAUUGCCAUUGAGAUUAACUGGGACUGUAACUUGGACAGCUGGUUUUACGACUGCAGUCCAAAGUAUGGUUUCUGCUGCCUUGAUGACCAAUACCUCAUGGCGUUAUAUCCUCCAGGGAAGCUGCACAGAUCUUCAUUUACUCUUUGCAAAUAUGCAAGGUACUACUAGCUACCACAUGGGAAGGAACAGAGAACCCUUUUCAACGUCUAUGGAAUACGGUUUGAUAUCCCUGUCUUUGGCACAUUGCAGAGCCACCCUGUGAAAUGCUGUGAUGCUGGCAGCUGCUGCACAAGUGAGUCCAAUGAGAACCAUGAUAACAAAGAAUCCGAGCCGAUGCGCACCAAAUCCAAGCUGAUGGGCACCAGUGAGAACGACGAGAACCAUGACAAUGAAGAAUACAAGCUGGGACAGCCUCUCAGGCAAGGGGCCUCUUCCCUAGACCGCAAAAAGAGGUGCUGCUGUGGCAAAUGGCAGCCAAGACAGAAGUACCAAGAGCAGCUCUGCUGCUGAAGGAAAAAAAGGCAGUGCAUCACAACCACCCAUUGGUUUCAGCAGCUGGUGCUGUCCAGUCACACCCUGAAGAAAGGCCUUCUCUACAAAGACCCCUUUCUGGACUUGAUGGAUGGCAAUAUCAACAACCAGCUGUGUCACCUUGCUUACAAGAAAUACAUUCACUGGCACUUUGGCUCCUUUGAUCUGGAAGACAGAGACAUCAUUCCAAGCUGCUGCAGGUGAAAAAUUAGAGACACUUAUCCCAAAGCAGUCAACAACUAUACUGGUUUUAAGAUGGAAUGA